AUGGCUGCUGUCAAGAACACCGCGCACACUUUCACACUCAACACCGGCGACAAGAUCCCCGCCAUUGGCCUCGGAACUUGGCAGUCUAAGCCACACGAGGUGCGGGCGGCCGUCGAGGCCGCGCUCCGGGCCGGCUAUCGCCACAUCGACACGGCUGCCGCCUACGGCAAUGAGUCUGAGGUUGGUGCCGGAAUCAAGGCUUCGGGCGUGCCCCGCGACCAGGUCUGGCUCACCACCAAGCUCAAUGUCACCGACCACAAGCGCGUUGCCGCGGCCCUCGAUGACUCCUUGGCCAAGCUCGGCGUCGAAUAUGUCGAUCUCUACCUGAUGCACUGGCCCGCGUCCGUCAUUCCCGGCCAAAAGGCCGUCUAUGAUGACUGGAACUUUGUCAACACCUGGAGCGAGAUGCAGAAGCUCGUCGGUACCGGCAAGGUCCGCAACAUUGGCGUUUCCAACUUUGCUAUCAAGAACCUCGAGAUUCUCCUUAAUGACCCCAGCUGCAAGACCACCCCAGCAGUGAAUCAGAUUGAGCUGCACCCGUGCAACCCCUCGCCCAAGCUCGUCGCCUAUGCCACCGACAAGGGCAUCUACAGCACUGGCUACUCCUGCCUCGGCUCUACCAACUCACCGCUCUACACCAAUGCUACGCUCAAGGCCCUCGCCGAAGCCAAGGGCAAGACGGUCCAGCAGGUGCUCCUCGUCUGGGGUAUCCAAAAGGGCUGGAGCGUCAUCCCAAAGAGCGUCACUCCGGCCCGCAUCCAGGCCAACUUUGAUAUUGACGGCUGGGGUCUGACAGAGGAGGAGGUUAAGACGAUUGACGGCGUGACUGACCGCUUCAAGGUCUGCAACGACAGUUGGCUUCCCGUCAAAGUUUUCUUUGGCGAUGACGAGUAG
This is a messenger RNA of Cordyceps fumosorosea ARSEF 2679, 894 nucleotides long. RefSeq names its product Aldo/keto reductase. NCBI's taxonomy places the organism in Eukaryota, Fungi, Ascomycota, Sordariomycetes, Hypocreales, Cordycipitaceae. The transcript has 3 exons. Gene Ontology annotation, molecular function: aldose reductase (NADPH) activity. Bases 1 to 894 code for a protein of 297 amino acids. Gene Ontology annotation, cellular component: cytosol. The record is from RefSeq and is a predicted model, not a curated record.